This is a messenger RNA of Nymphaea colorata (pocket water lily), 1873 nucleotides long. Its product is annotated as COP9 signalosome complex subunit 2. The transcript has 12 exons. Gene Ontology annotation, cellular component: COP9 signalosome. Bases 281 to 1585 code for a protein of 434 amino acids. The record is from RefSeq and is a predicted model, not a curated record. Gene Ontology annotation, biological process: protein deneddylation. NCBI's taxonomy places the organism in Eukaryota, Viridiplantae, Streptophyta, Magnoliopsida, Nymphaeales, Nymphaeaceae.
UGUAGAACAUUGUGGGGGGAAGAGAGAGAGAGAGGGUUUAGGAUCAGUUCGUCUGGUCCCCGUCUGAGAGAAAGCGGGAGAGUUCAGGCGAAAGAGGGGGAGUGCAGUUUUUUCUUUCUUGUUCGCGCUGGUAUUUGUAGCCCCGGCGAUCGUCCUUCUCGUUGUCUCAUUGUUCUCAAAGUGCGAUUCCGCUUGCGUUGAUUCGUUUCGGAGGCGGGGAGAAGUUUACCAAACAUGGGUUCUGAAUUGAAACUAUUUGUACACCUCUUCAGAUGCUGAUAUGGAGGAUUACGGAUUCGAAUAUUCGGAAGAGGAGCCGGAGGAGCAGGAUGUCGAUAUUGAGAAUCAGUAUUAUAAUUCCAAGGGCUUAGUUGAAACUGAUCCUGAGGGAGCUCUUUCUGGAUUUGCUGAGGUGGUUCAGAUGGAGCCAGAAAAAGCAGAGUGGGGAUUUAAAGCUCUUAAGCAAACUGUGAAGCUCUACUAUCGGUUGGGAAGAUAUAAGGAGAUGAUGGAUGCAUACAGGGAGAUGCUAACAUAUAUCAAAUCAGCUGUGACCCGGAAUUACAGUGAGAAGUGCAUAAACAACAUAAUGGAUUAUGUUUCUGGAUCAGCAAGCCAGAACUUUGGGCUUUUGCAAGAGUUUUACCAAACAACUUUGAGGGCCCUUGAAGAGGCAAAGAAUGAGAGACUUUGGUUUAAGACAAAUCUUAAGCUUUGCAAGAUUUGGUUUGAUAUGGGUGAGUAUGGGCGUAUGAACAAGAUAUUGAAAGAGCUGCAUAAAUCCUGCCGAAAAGAAGAUGGUAGUGAUGACCAGAAGAAAGGCACACAACUUCUGGAGGUCUAUGCUAUAGAAAUCCAGAUGUAUACCGAGACAAAAAACAACAAAAAGCUUAAGCAACUAUAUCAGAAAGCACUUUCAAUUAAGUCUGCAAUACCUCAUCCUCGGAUAAUGGGAAUUAUUCAUGAAUGUGGAGGGAAAAUGCAUAUGGCCGAACGUCAAUGGGCUGAAGCUGCAACAGAUUUUUUUGAAGCUUUCAGGAAUUAUGACGAGGCUGGGAAUCACCGGCGCAUUCAGUGCUUAAAGUAUUUGGUCCUGGCGAACAUGCUAAUGGAGUCUGAAGUGAACCCUUUUGAUGGGCAAGAGGCAAAACCUUACAAGAAUGACCCAGAAAUAUUGGCAAUGACGAAUCUAAUAGCAGCCUAUCAACGCAAUGAGAUUUUUGAGUUUGAGAAGAUUCUCAAGAGCAAUCGGAGAACGAUAAUGGAUGACCCAUUUAUCAGGAACUAUAUUGAAGACCUUUUGAAAAACAUCAGAACUCAGGUCUUGCUUAAGCUGAUCAAACCAUAUACAAGGAUUCGCAUUCCUUUCAUAUCCAAGGAGCUGAAUGUGCCGGAAAAGGAUGUGGAACAGCUUCUUGUGUCACUAAUUUUGGAUAAUCGGAUAAAUGGGUAUAUCGACCAAGUGAAUCGUUUAUUGGAGCGUGGUGACAGGUCAAAGGGUAUGAAAAAAUACUAUGCAAUUGACAAAUGGAAUGCUCAGUUGAAGUCCUUGAAUCAGAGCAUUGCUAAUAGAGUAGGCUCAUAGGAAGGAGCGGUGAUUUCAUGUGCAGCCAUUUUUGUUAACUGGUGUUGGCCUGCAGGUUUGUUCAGGAGUACUUGUUUAAAUCUGUGCCCUGCUGUAGGUCAAGCUGUGGAAAAUAUGAUUGGAUGUAGACCUAAAUGUUUGAAUGUGUAUUUUUAAGUAGAGCGGCAUGUUCAAGUCCUUUAUGAAGCAGUGUUGUUUUUUUUUUUGCCCGCCAAAUGGAGAACCCUCUGAUUCUGUUGUUUUUUUUUCCCCCGCCAAAUGGAGAACCUUCUGAUUCUGUUGUUUUGA